Molecule: messenger RNA, 517 nt
Organism: Saccostrea cuccullata (small rock oyster)
Lineage: Eukaryota; Metazoa; Mollusca; Bivalvia; Ostreida; Ostreidae
Product: nuclear pore complex protein Nup133-like
Exons: 4
Coding region: 126-380 (84 amino acids)
Source: RefSeq, a predicted model, not a curated record
UUCUGUUUUAGUUAUACAUCUCCGGAACAAACAUUGAUGCCACAGAAUAUGAUUUCAAGAAAGCAUUGGAUCUCUUACAAUACAUAGACAAGACUGACCCAUCAAUAGACUAUGAAAGUCUGAGGAUGCACAUUUGGGCCCAGUCUAUUCUUAGAGACAGCUGGCAACAAGAUGAUUCUGCGGAUGUUAUGGAGACCAAUAUGAAUACUGUGUUCUUCAAAACAGUGGACCUGGCUUACAAAGAAGGAAUGGAUGUGAAGACAUUUAUGCCAGAAUUAAGGGCAGUGUUAAACUGUGAUGAACUUGGAGAACUUAAAGAUAAUGCUGGCUUUCAGUAUUUGAUACAAGCUGGAUAUGAACAUAUCGGACAAGUGUUAUGAUUUAUAUGAACAUAUUGGACAAGUGUUAUGAUUUAUUUAAAGUCACAGAUGAGUCUGCAUUGGAUACGAGUUCUUUUAUGAACUUAUUGAAUAUGAAGUGUUAUGAUCCAUGUUAAGUUUACAGGGAAUAUAGUUAA